Bacidia gigantensis is the source of this 1011-nucleotide messenger RNA. RefSeq lists its product as uncharacterized. The record is from RefSeq and is a predicted model, not a curated record. Bases 1 to 1011 code for a protein of 336 amino acids. Lineage: Eukaryota; Fungi; Ascomycota; Lecanoromycetes; Lecanorales; Ramalinaceae. The transcript is spliced from 2 exons.
AUGAAGCUCGAUCCGGCCAUCAUCCGUGCGCUGUCUAUCUCCCCCACCAACACCACAGUCGCUUCACACGGUGGCUCCGGCUUCACUUCCACCUCAAAGAUUACCUCGAAGCUACCUGACGGGAGCGAAAAGUGUUAUUUCCUUAAGAUUGCCAAUGAAGCGGAAUCAGAGCUUAUGUUUGCAGGAGAGCAUGCCUCCUUGAAUGCGCUGCAUACCAUCCCAUCUCUCUGUCCCAAGUCCUUUGCUCAUGGAAAAUUGGAAAAGAGCGCUGGUCACUUCCUAGUCACAGAUUUCCUCGAGAUGGGUGGAAUAUCACGCCUGUCUUCGUCUAGGGAUUCUGAAGAGAAGGGUUCGGGCUUGAGCCUUGCACAAAAGCUAGCUAAAUUGCACAAUACUCCAGCACAAGUACCGGAGGGACAUGACCGGCCAAUGUUUGGGUUUCCGGUACCUACAUGCUGCGGUGAUACAGUUCAAGAGAACGAUUGGACAGAGAGCUGGGCGGACUUUUAUGCCAAUCACAGAUUGCUAGCUAUACUGAAAAAGAGUGAAAGGACGAAUGGCAAGGAUAAUCCUCUACGAGCCAUGGUUGAGAAGACCGCCCGAGAAGUGGUACCCCGCUUGAUUGGCGACAGUCAUUUGAACAACGGCAAAGGUGUGACACCCGUGGUUGUACAUGGUGAUCUAUGGUCGGGUAACAAGGGAAGAGGAAGAAUCGGAGGUCAGGGCGCGGUCGAGGAUGUGGUCUUCGACCCCAGCGCUUGCUACGCACAUGGCGAAUACGAACUCGGCAUAAUGAGGAUGUUUGGUGGAUUCGGUGGCAACUUUUUGAAGGAGUACCAUCAGAUAUGUCCGAAGACGGAGCCGGUAGGUGAAUAUGAGGAUCGAGUGAGCCUUUAUGAGCUGUAUCAUCAUCUGAAUCACCAUGCUAUCUUUGGUGGCGGCUACAAAAGUGGUGCAAUGUCGAUAAUGCGAGAAUUGACCAGAAAGUUUGGAGCAAAGAGUGAGAUCUGA